CGGUUCCCUUAGAAUACACCACAAGACCUUUACUUGUCGUGUCAUCAAGUUGUGUUUGUCAAAGUGACAUUUGGCAAAGAGUCUUACUUCUUGGUUCCUCGUGACUCCAGACACACCAGCGAAAUGAACGUGUUACCGGUCGUGGGCACAAUCAUGGUGUGUCUCUCCCUUUAUCACGUGACGCUUGGUACUGUGAUACAGCAAGUACUAGUGAAAGUAGAGAUAAGCGUGUCACAUAAGGACCGCAUCGCAGCUCAUCAUGACCAAGAAACACUACCUCUUAACACGAAUGAGACCGGCGCCCUUGCUACUGGCAGCUCGCCGAUAGUUGUGACGUCCCCACCUUCGACUACCUUAAGAGAACAACCAUGGUCCCCUACAAGUGCAGCAACCUCAACCACAACCACAAAGAACGCCAAACCCACCACAGUUCCAAAUACCACUGAACCAGCCGUAUCUACUACUAGCAAUGAACCAGGCAUGACUACGGUUGCCUCCAAACCACCUACAACUACCACUAUCAAUGAGCCAACUACAACUAGCACCGUACCAAUAACUACCACUGUACCAAUAACUAGCACUGUACCAACAACUACCACCGUACCAACAACUACCACCGUACCAGCAACUACCACUGUACCAACAACUACCACCGUACCAACAACUACCACUGAAACAUCCACAACAUUUACAACUGAGCCAGUCACAACCUCACCAAUAGAUUCCCUUGACUUCAUCAGAAUGGCAUUAAUGGGCAAAUGCAGAAGCGAGGGAGAAAUAUGCACCAGCGGAGAAAACCUACCAUGUACCUCCAUCACAGACUGCCCACUUUUACAUCUGUGCUGCCCGUACAGCUGCGGUAACAGAUGUGUAAUACCAGCAAAGAAAAGAAUUCUGACGGGCAUUGCAGGCAACACUUCCUUCGGAUUCGCGAUUGACACAUGGUUCAACCAAUUCUCGACAGAGACCUACAGCAAUAUUGUCACUGCAAUCUGGGAUCGUACAAGAUCGGAGAAGAAUCCCCCUUCAGUCAACGUGAUGGUUGGAAGCCUAGUCACCACGCGGACCGACCCCAACGAGGCUGACCUUUGCGAGCUCUACCGUCAGUUGGAAACGCUCAAUUUCGAUUUCCCGGCACUCAGACUACAAUAUAAUCCCUUUACCAUGGAUAAGAACGCCUUGUACAUCAUCACGGGAUCGGACUCUUACAAAUUCUUCCGAUCAUUAUGGUCUCUGAAAUUGAUCUUCGAUUCGCUGUGCUAUGUUGUGGUUGAUAACACCCCUCUUGAAAACUACAACUACCUUGCUACCGAAGAGAACGGCCAACCUUGUGUCCUCACCGUCGAGCAGUUAGCUACACACGGUUUCACUUCUGAAGAUUUACCUCCGCGUCCAAAUUGUAAACGUCGCGGCAGCGCCUGCUCGGAGGCCUCGGACUGCGGCACCCUGGCUCUCACGUGCAUCAGCGGCACCUGCCAGCCCCCGGACUGCAACGCGCUCACGGCCGGACCUCAUCCACGAUGCUACCUCAACUCGGACUCGGAGAUCUACCAGUGUAAUUACACCUGGAAGCACCAGUUCUGUGAUAUCCGAGUUAAUCAAACAUCAGAAUUUCCCUUUCACUAGUGACACAACGGAGGACGUGCCAGGUUGUUGUGACAAUGGACGAGUCUUAUGCCACGAGUUCCCGCUGCGCUGUGUAGACCGGGAAAAGGUGUGUGAUAAGACCAUCGAUUGCAUCACCGGCGAAGACGAGCAUUAUAACACAUGCGAUAAC
Molecule: messenger RNA, 1777 nt
Organism: Penaeus chinensis
Lineage: Eukaryota; Metazoa; Arthropoda; Malacostraca; Decapoda; Penaeidae
Product: mucin-2-like
Exons: 13
Coding region: 124-1626 (500 amino acids)
Source: RefSeq, a predicted model, not a curated record